AUGCCGCAAUAUCUUGUCAGAUUGGCGCAAGCGCACGAAAGCUUUCGGAGAGUGGAAUUACAGGCUCUCGCGGACAUCGCUGGUGUAACAUUACAAUUUGUAAGAUAUGAAGAAGAUUCUCCCUACUGUGUUGUAGAUCUACCAUCAGAUGGCGCAGCGCGGAAAGUUAUUGCCCGUAGCAUCUUGGCGCAAGGCAUAUACGAACUAUGGGGUCAGGGUCCCACUUACGAUAGUCUUCAUGACUCCGUCCGCAGUAUAUCUGCUCCCAAAUGGUCUCAGUACGAGACUGCAUCCUUUCGUUUCACUGUCGAAGGCUAUCGGGGUGGCAAGUCGCCUGGGGCUCAGAAAGAAAUCAUCGACAGCUUCUCUUACAUGGCUUUCAAAGGACCGCCAAAGAUGCGAGACCCGGAUGUUGCCUUCCGUGUGUUCGAAGACUAUGACCUGGAUGUGAAGGAGCCGAAGUACUUGUAUUUUGGGCGCUUCAUUGCAGACUCAUGUCGUAAUGAAGCAAAGAAGAGAUUUGAUCUCAAGAAGAGACUUUACAUUAGCACUACAUCCAUGGACGCGGAGCUCACACUACUUACAGCAAACAUUGCACACGUCUCACCUGGAAAACUAUUCUACGACCCCUUCAUGGGCACAGGCGGCUUCCCAAUAGCAUGCGCCCACUUCGGGGCUGUAGUCUUUGGCAGCGAUAUCGACGGCCGCACAAUUCGCGGCACAGGGGGAAGCGCUCGGAGAGGUCAAACUGGCAAAUACGACGUUGUUGGCAACUUCAAGCAAUACGGCAUCGAACCAAACUACCUAGGCUCCUUCGUCUCGGACCUCACCAACACGCCGCUAAGAAUCCUCCUACCAGACAAAGACUACACAAAAGGCUACCUCGACGGCAUUGUCUGCGACCCACCCUACGGCAUCCGCGAAGGUCUGAAGGUUCUCGGCUCCCGCCAGGAGCUGCUAGAAGAAGAGCGCCAAUCCCACCAAGAUCAGUACAAAGCCCCAGGCUACAUCCCACCCAAGCGCCCCUACUCCUUCACUGCCCUCCUCGACGACAUCCUCGCCUUUUCCGUCUCCACGCUCGUUGAGGACGGGCGCCUCAGCAUGUGGAUGCCCACGGCCAACGACGAAGAUAUCGAACUCAUCAUCCCCUCGCAUCCCUGCCUCGAGCUAACCUCCGUCUGCGUCCAAGCUUUCAACAAAUGGUCACGCAGACUGUUGACUUAUCGGCGCCGCCGCGAGGAGGAGAUUCCAGAGGGCGCUUACGAGGCAAGUAGGAGGGAGUAUGAGAAGGGGACGAGGGCUAGUGAGUUGAAUGAUUUUAGGCGGAAGUAUUUUCAGGGGUUUAGGGAGUUUGAGAGUAUGAAGAAAGAGUUUGUAAGGAUGAAGGCGGAGGAGGGCAAAAAUGGGGAAAUGGCGGAGGUGACGGUUAAAGAUGAUAGAGUGUAG
Molecule: messenger RNA, 1446 nt
Organism: Pyrenophora tritici-repentis Pt-1C-BFP
Lineage: Eukaryota; Fungi; Ascomycota; Dothideomycetes; Pleosporales; Pleosporaceae
Product: DNA modification methylase
Biological process (GO): methylation
Cellular component (GO): cytoplasm
Molecular function (GO): methyltransferase activity; nucleic acid binding
Source: RefSeq, a predicted model, not a curated record